Molecule: messenger RNA, 500 nt
Organism: Fukomys damarensis (Damara mole-rat)
Lineage: Eukaryota; Metazoa; Chordata; Mammalia; Rodentia; Bathyergidae
Product: secretoglobin family 1D member 2-like
Exons: 3
Coding region: 128-397 (89 amino acids)
Source: RefSeq, a predicted model, not a curated record
GUGGGCUGGGCCAGGGAGGCUCACCAGGCAUAAAGAGCCCGACGUUGCUCCAUCCCCACAGGCUCCGGAGCCAGAGUCCAGCUCACUCCCAGUUGGACAGCUGACAGCUCAGAGCAGACCCGGCAGCAUGAAGCUGUGCGUGCCUCUCCUGCUUGUGGCUCUAGGGCUUUGCUUCUAUGAGGCCAAUGCUGUUCCGUGUCCUGCGGUUUUAAAGGAAACGGUAGACUUCCUGAUGUUGAGUAAGCCCUUUUAUAAACUGAGUCUUGCCAAGUUCAACGCAUCUGCCGAAGUCGUGGCCGCAAAGAUGCUAGUGAAGGACUGCGUGGAUGAGAUGGACUUACUCUCCAGGACCGCUGUAGUAAACUCCCUGAACAAAGUUGCAGUCAGAUGUAUUUAGACCAAAAGCAUCUCUUCUCCUGAUGUGCUCAUUUUUUCAGGAUUCCCUGGUCUUUACUGGGAAAUGUAAAGGUUUCAACGUCUUGCUUCAAUAAAUGUCUUGC